Molecule: messenger RNA, 379 nt
Organism: Eucalyptus grandis
Lineage: Eukaryota; Viridiplantae; Streptophyta; Magnoliopsida; Myrtales; Myrtaceae
Product: indole-3-acetic acid-induced protein ARG7-like
Exons: 1
Coding region: 21-296 (91 amino acids)
Biological process (GO): response to auxin
Source: RefSeq, a predicted model, not a curated record
GAGUUUCCAGACACGUGAUCAUGGGGAUCAGCUUGCCAGGAAAAAAGUUGCGGCGGUCUCUAUCUGGUCACAGAGAAGGAGAUUCUGCACCCUUGGACGUUCCAAAGGGGCAUUUUCCAGUUUAUGUAGGAGAAAACCAAAAGAAGAGAUUCAUCGUUCCACUGUCAUACUUAUCUCGGCCCUCGUUCCAGGAUCUGCUGAGUCAAGCUGAGGAGGAGUUUGGCUUCGAUCAUCCAAUGGGAGGCCUCACGAUUCCAUGCAACGAAGAAGUUUUCCUCAGCCUAAUAGAUGGAUGAUCAAUCCUGACUAGAGAACUCCUAGAUAGAUUAGUCAAUACACUUGACACGAUUUUGUAAACAGAUUUUACGACCAGUGUAGA